This is a messenger RNA of Trichobilharzia regenti, 307 nucleotides long. The record is from the annotation of a GenBank genome assembly. Lineage: Eukaryota; Metazoa; Platyhelminthes; Trematoda; Strigeidida; Schistosomatidae.
AUGAAAGUCAGCAAAGUAGCUAUAUUGCUGAUCUGCGUUUCAUUCCUGACUCCCCAGUGUGACUGCGGUGGCUCAACUAGCAGUGGUUCAGCUAGCAUUGAAAACGUAGAUUCGCCUGGCUUUGUUGAAAACGUAGAUUCGCCUGGCUAUGUUGAAAACGGCUACUACAUAAAAAAUGGAACUAAAAUAAAGAUUUCAGAUAUAACCGCGAAGAAUUCUGAUAAGCUUCGGGUAAUUGUUGAAGAAUGUAUGAAACAUCAACCAGCCGGAGUUUACUUAGACAUACAGCUUUUCAACGACCACAAUG